Colletes gigas is the source of this 2062-nucleotide messenger RNA. It is a transcript of the gene RabGGTa, whose product is annotated as geranylgeranyl transferase type-2 subunit alpha. The transcript has 7 exons. Gene Ontology annotation, cellular component: Rab-protein geranylgeranyltransferase complex; cytoplasm. Gene Ontology annotation, biological process: protein geranylgeranylation. The coding region runs from base 302 to 1933 and encodes 543 amino acids. Gene Ontology annotation, molecular function: protein binding; Rab geranylgeranyltransferase activity. Lineage: Eukaryota; Metazoa; Arthropoda; Insecta; Hymenoptera; Colletidae. The record is from RefSeq and is a predicted model, not a curated record.
GACUUUCUGAUUGUGUUUGUGAUUGUAUUGAAUAGUACAGUAGAAAAAUACAAGUAGAAUAAAUAUUGAAUCGAUACAUUUAAUUGUAAUUAAUUUGUUUUCUAAUAAAGGAAACAGUUCCAAAAGGUUAUGAAACGAAGUUGAUGUAAAUACAAAGUGUAGAACAUUUAUAAAAAUGUUUUUAUUAUAACUAUUAAAAAUAAAUAGUUGACAAUAAAAUGAAUUUAUUAGUUACUUAAAUAUAUAAAAUAAAAAAUAUAAAUAAAAGCAGUGUACAAGUAAAAAUUACAAAACACUCAAAAUGCAUGGCAAAGUAAAAGUUCGAACAAGCGCAGAGCAAGAGGCAUUGAAAAAGAAAGAGAGGGCUAAAAAACUUAUACAGUAUAAAUUUAACAUGAAUAUGGUGUUUGAAAAAAGGAAAGAUCAAAUUUAUGACGACCAGUUAAUGAAAAUUACCGAGUGUUUGCUACUAGAGCAACCAGAUAUUUAUACAUUAUGGAACAUUCGCAGAGAAGCAUAUACGAAUAAUCAAUGGAGCGAAGAAGUUUUAAAAGAAUUUCAUCGUCAUGAAUUAAUACUUACUGAAAACUGUCUGAAACAAAAUCCUAAAUCAUAUUCUGCAUGGCACCAAAGAAUGUGGAUUAUGGAUCAUAUGGAUGAACCCGACUGGAAAAAAGAAUUAAUGUUGUGCACUAAGUAUUUGCAUUUUGACGAAAGAAACUUUCAUUGCUGGAAUCAUAGAGAAUUUGUUGUGCAAAAGGCAGGAAUUUCUCCCGAAGAGGAAUUAAAAUUUUCUACCUCAAAGAUUCUAAAUAAUUUUUCCAAUUAUUCUUCUUGGCACUACAGAAGUCAACUUUUAUCGAAAAUAUUUAAUAAUUGCAACCAACAGGACAUUGAUAAGAAAAAAGAAGAUGAAUUGGAUUUGGUAAUGAACGCUACAUUUACAGAUCCUAAUGAUACUAGCGCCUGGUUUUAUCAAAGAUGGUUAUUAAGUACUCAUGAAUUUUCUCCUACUCUUUCACGAGUUUUAUUAAAAGAUAAUAAUGUAAUUCUGUUCGUUGAUAAAAAUAUAUCGAUAGAAUCAAUAUGUUUGCAAAUAAACAAUGAAAAUGAAAAUGUUCUGUGGAAAUCUUGGCAAAAUACAAAAUUUUCUAAAUUGUGGUUUGGAGAAUUUAAAACGCAAUUUAAUGACAUAAAGGAAAUCACGAUUGAUAUCGAAGGACAGCGUUACCCUUUAUAUUAUUCUAAUCAAAAGUGGAUUUAUAAAAAGAAGAAAUUUAAACCUCAUUGUAACGAAGACCAAUUAUUGGGACAGUUAUUGAAUUAUAAGCAACUUGCGGAAUUAGAACCUGAUAAUAAAUGGGCUCUUCUUACCGGUGUACAUUUAAUGAGAAAAAUCGACUUUGAAAGAUUUAAUAAUGACAUUUUCACAAGUUUGAAUGCUCUUCUCAAUAUCGAUUCUCUUCGGAUUAAUUAUUACAGAGAUUUACGUAAUAAAUAUGUAAUAGAAUAUAAAUUGUAUGAAUCAUGGAGCACAGAAGAAGAUGAGGAAAUAAAGUCAAAAAUUGAUCUUUCUGGGUUAAAUUUAACAACAUUGAGUAAUAACGAACACCUUAGUUUUUUCGAAGAAGUAAAUCUCGGAGCAAACUUCCUGUCAAACUCCUUGCAUGAGUUACAUUUUCUACAAAAUUGUAAAAAAUUAUCGUUGUCGAGUAACCAGCUGGAAAGUUUGAAAAAAUUUCCGACGUUACAAAAUCUUGAGGUUUUAUCGUUGAGAAAUAAUAAACUAGAAAAUUUUGAUGAAAUAUUACAAUUACUGAAGAAACAUAAGUUAAAGUUCCUCGAUUUAAGAGAAAAUCGCGUUCAUAAUAUUACAGAAUUGCAGAGCUCUGUUAUGGAUAUUGAUCCGAAUUUAAAGUUAUACUUGGAAUAAUUUUAAUGAUACAUGUAUUGAUGCAAACGUAUUGCUAUAAAUACAUGAUAAAAUAUACACUUAACGGUCUGGUUACAGGUGGUAUGAAAAUCCUGCAUCGUUUAUUUACUAUUAUACAAUGAUCUCGUU